ACAGAAAAUAAAUAUUGACAAAUAAUUACUAAAAUUUCAGUGAAUAUCUAGAAUUUUUAAUGAUAAUUUUGCAACAAAUUUGAAGAGAAAUGGAUAGAGCUACUAUUGCUGACUUUAAAUCGUCUAUUUUCGAGGUGAUCAGUACAAAAUCAGCCAAAUCGUAUGGAGGCGAUUGCUCGAUUGAUUUCUUCACAAAUGACCCAAGGCCAAGGAAACCGUCACGUCAAACUCAGAAAAUUAACUAUGGUAUCGACGGACUUCGCUAUCUUGACAAUUACCUGCCCGAGGAAAUUUUUGCUUCAAAUAAAAAUAUUUUAGUAGUUCGGAAAGGUCAACCAUAUCCGAUUGCUGAUCUGUUCAAUCCCGAAGACACAGUCACAGAAAAUGAAGAAAUUAUUCCCACAUCGCCGCAAAGAAAACUUUCGACAAAAUCAUACGGAAAAACAUUUGACAAAAAUCAAAAUAAUCUUAGCGAAUCUGAUGGAUCGCCAUUAAAAUUACAAACUUAUGCUGAUUUAUCUCUUUGUGACUCUCCAUCUUAUAACUCGCCUGCCAUUUUUCAUCGACCACAAGGAGUCAUUUAUGUUCCAGAAGGCUUUACAUGUCGAAUGUCUAGACAUCUAAUAUCUUUAUUUAAUGUUAAUUAUUCAGAACUGAUGGACCAGUCAACUGAUGUAAUUUCUAAGCUGCCGUCAUUUUGGAGCUUAUGUGACGGAACUGAUAUUCAAUCAACAGUUUUAAUGGGAGCUAUUCCAGUUUUGUACAAAUCUGAGACAGCAUGUCAUUGGGGUUUAAAAUGGACCACUUUCACUCAAGUAGUGACAGAUGAUAUUGACUCCAUAGAGGAAAAAGUCUUCAAUGGAAGAGUCACCAACAACAACUGUUUUGCUCGUUAUGAUGUUGUUCAGUCGUCAGCAUACCAAGGCUCUGUAUCUUUGGAGUUUACAUGGAAAAAGGGGUCAAAACUUCUUCAAAAGCCAGAAUUUUGUUCUGCGGCCGUUAUUAAGGCGUCCGUGACAUCAGGGGAUGUUAGAAGUCCUGUUAUUGGUUUAUUCAAGGAAUUGACGAUCUUAAAGAGUUUCAUGUCAGCCAUCACCACUGGAGAGAUUAAUUGGGCAACAUCAAAAGAUGACACACUUCCACUAUUAGACCAGGUGAAAGAAUUGAUAGAAAAUAUGAAAUUAGGAGAUGCUGAGAACUUGAACAGAUUGCAAGGCAACGACUCAAAACAGUCUCCAAUGGAUCAAUUUAAACUUGAAGAAAGACUUGACUAUGAUUUUACCGACUAUUUGUGGAAGAUAAUGAUUACCUGCUCAUCUUACAGCGAACUUACCGCCAGUUUGAAUUAUAUUUUCCGAGCUUUAAGUAAAGGCGAGUUUCAACCAGCAGUUCACAAGAAAAAUAAAACCAUGAUGGCACAACUUAUACGUGAUUCUUUCACUGGUCGUCUAGUCAUACCCCACAUGGGAGGAAUUUUCCCUCUCAAACUUGUCGUAGAAAUGGGUAUUGAAAAGUUACGAUGUGAUUACGCCCAUGCCUUUGUUUCCCAGGAUCUUACUACUCUUGUUCAUUUGAAUUAUUUUAUACAAACUGACCUUGAACUCCAAGAGAAAAUCAAUAAUUUGGAGAAGAUGCAUCAUUCUUUAGAAAUGGUGGUCAUGAUUCAUCUGUUUCUUGGCUUGCCCUACUCAUUCAUUAGUAGCUGUGUACAGAAAAUGUUGAAAUAUUACGAGUCAAAGCCAGUAAAUAUCUCGGAAGUAUUUGAAUUUCCUGUGCCAACCAAACAAGAUCUUUUGGCUGCUGUUAAGAGUUCUCUCCCUUCCUUGUGGAGCCUGACUGUUCAGAAGAAAGUAGGCAACCUUGAUUUGACAGAGUCUAAAGUUUGGACACUGACAACCAGUCAGCCAUUUGUUCAUCUUAAGAAGCAAGAUGAUGAUGAGAGAGAUGAUAAGAGAAAUGAAGAUAAACCUAAAUUAUUUGUUACCUGUAGAGAAGACAGUAUUUCGAUCAUUGGUUAAUAUUUAUAUUGAUUAACACAAAAAUCAGUGCUUACUUUAAAGACAUGUUCCUUUCUACAUGUUUGACUAGCAAGACUUACAAGCCUGGAAAUAAGGCACAUGUUGCUGACAAUAUCAGGCAAAAAAUUCAGCCUUAGAGGGGCACUACUUCUCUAUUUUUGUUGAAUUUUUUAAAUAUAUCUCCUGCACAAAGUUGAAAAUGUCAAGCUCAACUUCAAUAGUGUCUGACAUUUUGUCAGGUUCAGCUAAAUCAAUAUUUCCAGGUCUGAAGACUUCUCUUUAUUUGAAACUAUCACAUUUUUCUAAUGACUAAGAAAAAUUUAAUUAUAGACUUAAAUUGCAUAAAAAGCCCACAAUAAAUUAAUAAAGUUCAUUUCAAGCUGUCAACCACUAUUUAGCAAUUUUGAAUAACAGCAUGUGCUAGUGACACAAGUUGCUGGAGCUCUGUCUGACUCAUAUAUGAUUACACCUGCAUUAAUACCUCUAUUACUUUAAAAAUUGUUUCAUUUCAAAUAAACUGAAAAUUUAAUGUUUUUAGCCACAAAAAUAUAUAUUUUUAUUUUCCAGUCAAUGAUUAUGUACUUAUUUAUUUCGAUAGUCAAGGAAAUAUAUCUUUAAACUAAAGGAUAACAUUUUAUUUUAAAAUUUACAAACUAUUGAACUGUAUUUUAAAAUGUAGGUCUUUAUAAUUAUAUUAACAGCUAAGUGAGUUUAGACUCUUGUGAAGAUAACAAGUACUGAAGUAGAUAUGUGAUGUCUUUGAUGUUGGGGCCUGCCAUACCACCCAUUGUGAAAAUGGUCUAUUCAUUCUUUAACUAUCUAGUGCUUAAUUCUCCAGUCUAUUUUAAUAUCUCCCAUAUUAGAAAUGUGUGUACACAUAACACGUUCAUGUUCUCUAUAUAUAAAUGCACAUGGCUUGUGACAAGAGUCAGUGAGAUACAAAAUUUAUAAUAAUCAUGUUUACAUGUUUCGAACACAUAAACCUUGUUGGUUUAUGAAAGCUAACUUAUUAUUACUGAUAUUUUAGGUUUAACUACAUGUAGUUUAAGGAAUGUAAUUACUAUUACUAUUAUUAGAUCACAUCGUUGAGAUGAGAGACUUUUAUUUGUGAAUUAAAAGCUAUACAUAGCAAAAUAUAUAUCAUAACAAUAUACAAUACUUAUAUAGCAAAACAUAAACAAGAUCACAAUAUUUAUGGUUUGUAAAAAAAUGUAUUUAUGUUAGAUCUAGAUGAACUUUUUAUUUAAUCACAAAUUAUCACAAAUUGUUGUACCUGUACAUUAAAUUAUUUAUAACAUAAAUUAAAAAACAUG
Patella vulgata (common limpet) is the source of this 3331-nucleotide messenger RNA. RefSeq names its product protein zwilch homolog. Gene Ontology annotation, biological process: protein localization to kinetochore; mitotic spindle assembly checkpoint signaling. Lineage: Eukaryota; Metazoa; Mollusca; Gastropoda; Patellidae. Gene Ontology annotation, cellular component: RZZ complex. The coding region runs from base 90 to 2018 and encodes 642 amino acids. The record is from RefSeq and is a predicted model, not a curated record. The transcript has 2 exons.